This is a messenger RNA of Heterotrigona itama, 759 nucleotides long. NCBI's taxonomy places the organism in Eukaryota, Metazoa, Arthropoda, Insecta, Hymenoptera, Apidae. The record is from the annotation of a GenBank genome assembly.
ACCUUCAGCAGCUGCAGAGAGCGAAGAACCGCGUGUCAAGAGGUAAAUCCACAUAUAAAUAUUUACUUAAAAAUUAUUAUAUUUUAUUACUCGAUUUCUCUAUGAAAUUUUCAUUCACAAGAAAGCAACAGUUUCUUUGUUCAACAGACAGUCUAAUUUGAAUCUUGGAAAAUUAGAUUUUCAGUAAUUUUAUUCAUACACAUGUACGUAUGUACAAUAUGAAUUUUUUCAAGAAGAAUUUAUUAAAAAUUCGUAGCAAAGACUUGUAUUUAAUUAUUAUUAGAAAAUAUAAGGAAAUAAUGAUAAUACGAAAUUUUAAUUACAACACGAAAAACAGAUGUUUAAACAGAAUUCUGCUACCGAAAAUAAUUACCUCUUCGAAUUGCAGAAAAAAAAUAUAAACAAGAUGAAGACGGUGACAUUUAUUUUCGUACUACUUGCCGCAGUAUGCGCGAUAUUUGCAUAUGUACCACCGAAUUAUGUACCAUCGCCAGGACGACGUCCGUUUCCAACGUUCCCUGGUCACGGACCAUUCAAUCCGAAAAUUAAAUGGCCAUACCCGUUACUAAGACCUGGCCACUGAUCGUCAAAUCAAGAAUCAAUCGGAUAAUUAAGUUUGAGAGAUUCGUGAUCGUACGAACUAUUAUGUGCAUCAUAUUAUAAAUCUGCAAACGUAACGACAGAUAAACAUGUGACAAAUAAGUAUUAUCUACAAUUAUACAUUGUACGAAAUAAAUUGUUAUGUUGAUUAAAAUAAAA